AUGGAUUCAAGAAAUUCUUCACAACUUCCUAGCCUCAAAAUUGGGGUUCUUGAUUUCGAAAGGGCCAAAUCAAUAUUACCCCCGGGUCUUGAACUAUUACUCGGUGAAAAUAUUGAAUUUAUAGCCAAAACCAGUGCUAUAAAAUUAUUUGAAUCUACGGGUGAUGGUGGUUUUCGAGAAUGCGGUGGUGGUGAUUUAAAUAGAUAUUGUAACUUGACAGAUGUCGGUAAUGAGUCUACAGUUUUAAUUACCAAUUAUCGAAUCUGUUAUCAACCCUUAAAAAAUUCAAGAGAUUCAUCCAAUUGUCAUCGUAUCAAUUGCCUUUGUCAUCACUAUAAUACGUCGUCAUCUUUACCAUCAUCAUCUCCUUGUUCUACGAAUACUUCCAAUAUAUUAAAACAUCCCGCAACAAACAUUUAUCAUACCACCCAAAUUCCACAUCUAUCAAUAUCACAGAUCGAUGAGUCACAAGCCCAAAUUACGUUAUCUUUAAAAUUUUCACCAUCUAGAUAUUUAUUUAAAUUUUCGAAACCCAAACCAACUAUGAUGGCGGGAAAUUUUAUUACAUCUCGAACAACUGCCAAUUCACUUUGUCGUGAUUUUACAACUAUAAUUAAACGAUUUGUUUAUCCAAGCAGUUUGGAAAAUGUUUUCGCUUUUCGAAUGGCAAGAUUUCGAUCUCGUGGUCGAUUUCCAGUUAUUUGUUGGAAAAAAGGGCAUAAUGUAUUAAUGAGAAGUGGUCAACCUAUGGUGGGUUUUUUAGGAUCGAGAGGGUUAGAAGAUGAAGAACUUAUGAGAGAAGUUAUUAUUACGAUUGAUGAAGAACAACAAGUAUUGGCAGAAAAAAUGAAUAAUAAAAAUAUAUUAAAUGAUAAAGUAGAAAACAAUCAUACAUCUAUAAGAUGUGUCGAUUUAUAUGAACCUUGUAAUAUGAAAUUAUGUAUAUUGGAUGCAAGGAGUUAUGCUGCUGCUUUUUCAAAUGGAUAUCAAGGUGGCGGAUAUGAGAAAACUGAACAUUACCCUCCGAAUACAACUCUUCAAUUUCUUGGACUUCCCAAUAUUCACGUUAUUUCCGCAUCUCAUACAGCUUUAUUACGUGCUAUUAAUACUAAUGCAUCAUCAUCUAAUUGGUAUUCAGUAUUGGAAAAUACUGGAUGGUUAGGACAUGUAGCUGAUUUACUAAGAGCUGCAGGAGGGAAAGAUGGUGUUAUAGGUAAAUUGGUUGACGAAGACGCAAGUGUAUUAGUACAUUGUACAGAUGGUUGGGAUAGAACAACACAACUAGGUCUACAAGUGCUUAUAGAGAAAGAAUGGAUAGCUUUUGGACACCCUUUCCGUUCACGUAGUGAUUUACCAUGUGACCUUCGAAAUAAUGAUAUUAUGUCUCACGCAAAAGGAAAAAGUUCAUCAUUACGUUCUCGUAAAGAACCCCCACAAUUACCUCCAGCACCUGCCCCCGUAUUUCUAUUAUUCCUUACUUGCCUUCAUCACCUUUUACAACAAUUUCCUUCCGCUUUUGAAUUUAAUGAUUUCUUUUUAUUAUGUCUUGCUCGAGCUGCUGCAGGUAAUUCACCUUAUGGAGAUUUUAUAUGUAAUACAGAAUUUGAAAGGGAAACAGUUCAAUUAAGAGAAAGGACUAAAAGCAUUUGGACAUUAUUUAAAGAACGUAAACAAUGGUUUAGAAAUACACAUUAUCAAAGAAAUCGACCUUCUGAUUUAAUUCGUCAUAAUGAUCAUAAUAACACGUGGAAUGAUCAUUCGUGGAAAAAAGAUGUAUUAAAACCUGAUACUGGAGCAAGAGUAAUUACUUUAUGGAGUCAAUAUUAUUUUCCUAAAGAUGAUUAUUCUAUUGCAUUAUUAUCUGCACCUUCAGGAACAGAAGUUUCACUACUUAGAAAUCCUACACAACAAUAUCAUCCAUAUCAUCUUGGAGGAUUUCCAUCAGAAUAUUAUUUAGUUAGUUUAUUUAUGAAAAGAAGAAAACGAAGAAUUGCGGAAAAAGUUUGGACAGUUUGGAGAUCAUUUGUUUUAGAAAAGAAACGAAAUUCUUUCGAAAGAGAUUCAUCAUCACAGAAAGAUAAUAAAAUAAAUGAACGAAAUGAUACAACAGUAGAAAAUGAAGAUGAAAAAUGGGAUAUUCUUGCUCAUGUUUCUUUAGCUGUACCUCAAAAGACUAUUCAUGAUAUGCAAUCAAAAAUAUCACUUUCAUCACCUUUAUCAAUGAGUCCACCAACUUAUACACCAUUUAAUGACUUUCUACAAGAUGAUGAUGAUAUAGAUAUAGAUAUAGAGAAGGAAGCAAAUUUAAUGAUUUCUAGUGAAUUAUGCGAAAGUCAAUUUCUUGAAUGGGUUCAUUUAUCAGGUCAAGAUGAAGAUUCCGAUACAGCAAAAAUUUUAGCUGAAUUACUUAAAGAAGCACAAAUGGAUGAAUAUUAUUGUCAAAAUAUAAUUCCAGAAAGUGAAAGACUUAAAGAUUUAUUAAGAGAAGCACAAAUUGAUAAACAGGUUUUUUAUCAAAAUUUUUGUCGAGAUAACGAAGCAUUAACAGAAAUGUUAAAAGAUGCUCAAACUGAAAAUCCUUAUUUAACUAAAAGAAUAAGGAGAACGAGUAGUACAAGUAAUAGUAAUAGAAAUCAUGUAACGACAGAAAAUUCAACGACUACCCCAAAAAGUUUUAUAAAUGUAAGUAAAAUUCCAUCAAGACCAAUUGUUAUAAAUUGUGCUGAAAAAAAUAAAAGUUCAUCAGAUCUCAGCAGUGAAUUUGUAUUUGUGUAA
This is a messenger RNA of Diversispora eburnea, 2775 nucleotides long. The record is from the annotation of a GenBank genome assembly. Lineage: Eukaryota; Fungi; Glomeromycota; Glomeromycetes; Diversisporales; Diversisporaceae.